AUGUUUGAAGUGAUGCACGCCGGGUCAUGGCACAAUCGACACCCUGGGGAUACACGAAUUAACCUUGAUUUGGCUGGAAUCGUCUCACUGUACGACACCACGAUCGCACCAUCACUCGUUGGUUCACGCGCCGGCCAGGAGCGGUGCGACCACCGCGUACAAGGCAUAUCUUCCGUAGAUAUGGAGGUGGUGAGACGUAGCGUCUCUCGCGCCUUAGAGCGGCAUCAGGGCGACUUUAGUGGCAUCGACUGGAAAACUCUUUUCAGAGUCAUCGUGGAACGUUACUCAGACCGCCUUGACUUGAUGGACUACCUUCUCAAUCACACCUCGGAAAAUGACACGCCUUGGGACCAAGCAAGCAAGGUGCACUUCCAGCUGCGCGUGAUGCUCACGCCAUACAUUUUCCACACUAGUGUUCCCCCCAGCGCAUCCUAUGACUCAGCUCAUUCCUGGGCGACACCAGUGUUCAAAGCAUGCGGGACUGUGCACACAUCGUCCAUCGCAUCAUAUAGUUCAAGCUUGAACCAUUCCGAACGCCUACUGUUGAAUGCAGUACAAGAAACUACACGCGAGAUAUGUCGCAUUAUCACAAAGAUGUGGGCUGCUGGCGUCGUUGCAGGUCUUGAUCCAUAUCUUCCCCGUGAUUCCCCUUCAGACGCCGCAGAAAUUGCCCGCCUGAUAGAUACGUGGAGGCAAGAAAUAAGUGAUUUGAUGGCUUGGCUUGAUUGGAGCGUGUGGGUUAGGUGUCAUCCAGCUUGCGGGCCUGAGGAAAUGUGCUACCUUCCCACUUGGCCCAUCAACGCGCCGUGGCCAGGGCACAGACUAUCUCUCAAGCACAGACUCCUUAUGCAGCUUGCGGGUCCUGGGGGUGAUGAAUGGAGGAAGCCCCAGCCCAAGUGCAUUAGGCGAAUUGCGCCAUAUGGUUUCUAG
Molecule: messenger RNA, 930 nt
Organism: Suillus paluster
Lineage: Eukaryota; Fungi; Basidiomycota; Agaricomycetes; Boletales; Suillaceae
Exons: 3
Coding region: 1-930 (309 amino acids)
Source: RefSeq, a predicted model, not a curated record